Messenger RNA from Impatiens glandulifera, 2473 nucleotides. Its product is annotated as protein SCARECROW-like. The coding region runs from base 76 to 2367 and encodes 763 amino acids. Gene Ontology annotation, molecular function: sequence-specific DNA binding; DNA-binding transcription factor activity. The transcript has 2 exons. Gene Ontology annotation, biological process: radial pattern formation; bundle sheath cell fate specification; leaf development. Gene Ontology annotation, cellular component: nucleus. NCBI's taxonomy places the organism in Eukaryota, Viridiplantae, Streptophyta, Magnoliopsida, Ericales, Balsaminaceae. The record is from RefSeq and is a predicted model, not a curated record.
AUCUUCUUCUCUCUCUCUCUUUCUCUCUCAUAACCAAUCUUCUUCUUCGUCUUCUCCAAUCCAAAAAGUUCAGUCAUGGUCAGAAAGAGGGCUGCUUCCUCCGAGCUCCUAGACCUAAUCAUACAUAACAACAACGGCUGCACACCCGACGAAGAAAACAACAACCAAAACAACAACCACAAAGCCAGAUUCCUCCGCCGAUCUAUCAACACAAACACAAACGUCUUCCUCCCUCCCGCCACCUCUUCCUCCGCCGCCACCGCCUCCUCCGCCGCCGCAGCAUACGAUUCCAAUAUGGCCACCGCCGCCGUUGCUAAUAACUGUCACAAUAACUUUUCCAUGGCGACUAUUACUACCACGUCUGCCAAACCAACUCCCUUUUCCAACCACUCCACUAAUAACAUGACUAUCCCAAUCCAAAUCCCACUUCAUUCUCAUUCCAAUUCUACUUUGACUAAUCUUUAUCAAGAACUAAAUAACUUAGCACCUAUUCCUCCUCCACCUCCUCCAUCUGUUUGUGUCUUCUCCGGCUUGCCUAUCUUCCCCCCACAUGACCCAAAAUCUCAACCUUCAAUCACUUCACUAACUCCCCAGCCCCAGCAGCAACAGAAUACAGACGAUAUCUCCAUGGCUUGGAUUGAUGGCAUAAUAAAAGAUCUCAUGAUGAUCAAUAACAACAACAACAACAAUCCCAACAGUACUUCAUCUUCUCCAUUCACAAACAUUCCACAACUUAUCCAAAACGUUCGAGAUAUAAUCCAUCCCUGUAACCCAAAUCUCGCCGCCUUACUCGAAUGCAGACUUCGCUCUCUUAUAAACAUAAACCCAGAUAUUUCACCUUCUUUCACUAACGAUCCCUACUCAAUGUACAACACGGCAGCAACCGUUUAUGGCCAAAGACUGUCCUCUAAGGAAAUUUUACCCACUACUCUCCCGCCACAACCACAACCACAACCACAACCACAAGCAGCAGCAGGCGGCGGCGGAGGAUUGUACCGUUCAAACAACAAUAAUCCGUACGUCAUGAUGAAUCGAGCGAACAACAACGUUGGCUCACCGGUGAUUCAACAACAAAUCCCCUGUCGGAAUCAGUCUUCAAGCCCUAAUUCGUCUUCGAAUCCUUUAGUUCAGCAACAAGAGGAAGAAACCCAGAAGCAACAAGAAAUUUCUCCACCGAAAUCUACAUCAUCUUCUUCAAUACGGCAAAAACAGGAAAAACAGAAAAGAGACGAAGAAUUAGGGCUACACCUUCUCACACUACUCCUCCAAUGCGCGGAAGCAGUAGCAGCAGACAAAAUCGACGACGCGAACACGAUGCUACUCGAAAUCUCGCAACUUUCAACACCAUUCGGCACCUCCGCUCAACGGGUCGCCGCCUAUUUCUCCGAAGCUAUGUCUGCCAGACUCGUAAAUUCCUGCCUCAGCAUUUACAACUCGUCAUUCCCUUUACCCCCAUUGUACAGCCAUCGUCUCUCAUCCGCCUUUCAAGUGUUCAAUGGAAUCAGCCCCUUUGUUAAAUUCUCCCAUUUCACAGCAAAUCAGGCUAUACAAGAAGCAUUUGAGAGCGAGAGUAGGGUUCAUAUAAUCGACCUUGAUAUAAUGCAAGGUCUUCAAUGGCCUGGGCUGUUUCAUAUACUGGCGUCAAGGGCAGGUGGGCCGCCGUUGGUGAGGCUGACGGGUCUGGGUUCUUCGUUAGAAGCACUGGAGGCGACCGGGAAGAGAUUAUCGGAAUUUGCUCAGAAGUUGGGGAUUCCGUUUGAGUUUUUUCCGGUUGAGGAAAAGGUCGGGAAUAUAGUAGAUCCAGAGAAGCUGAAUGUGAGUAAAAGAGAGGCCGUCGCUGUUCAUUGGCUGCAACACUCCUUGUACGAUGUCACCGGCUCCGACGCCAAUACGCUUCGCCUAUUACAGAGGUUAUCUCCGAAAGUAGUAACAGUAGUUGAGCAAGACUUGAGCCAUGGAGGAUCAUUCCUCGGCCGAUUCGUGGAAGCCAUCCACUACUACUCGGCCUUAUUCGAUUCCUUAAGCGAAAGCUACGGAGAUGAGAGCGAGGAGCGACAUGCUGUCGAGCAGCAACUGCUUUCGCGAGAAAUAAGAAACGUUUUAGCAGUGGGUGGGGGUCCUCUCUCGCGAUCCAGGAAUAGCGAUGAGCUGAUAAAGCUGAGUAAUUGGAGGGAGAAGCUACGCGAGUCGGGUUUCAAGGGAGUGUCCUUGGCUGGAAACGCGGCUUCUCAGGCCACCCUUCUUCUAGGGAUGUUUCCGUCGGAUGGUUAUACCCUUGUGGAAGAUAAUGGUACUUUGAAGCUUGGGUGGAAAGAUCUUUGCUUGCUUACGGCUUCUGCAUGGAGGCCACCUUCUUUGAGUUGUUAAGGGCCUGGGUGUUUUAGUUGUUUAGUAGUAAUUGCAUGGCUUCCACUCGAAUUUUGUAUCCAAUUUAACCUUUUGGGGGUAAUUUUAUAACACAGAAAUUUUACUA